This is a messenger RNA of Solea senegalensis (Senegalese sole), 1135 nucleotides long. RefSeq lists its product as uncharacterized. Gene Ontology annotation, biological process: immune response. Gene Ontology annotation, cellular component: extracellular region. The record is from RefSeq and is a predicted model, not a curated record. Gene Ontology annotation, molecular function: cytokine activity. The coding region runs from base 98 to 766 and encodes 222 amino acids. The transcript is spliced from 5 exons. NCBI's taxonomy places the organism in Eukaryota, Metazoa, Chordata, Actinopteri, Pleuronectiformes, Soleidae.
GGAACUCCCGCGGACUCGGAGCCCGCGCGAAUAAAAAGUCCAAACUAAUGGAAGCUGAAACUGAUUUUAGCGCGAGACACCGAGACAGAGAGCCGCCAUGACAGCAGGAAACAAGUCUGUGCCAGUUAUCGUGCUGCUGCUCUACUUCCUGUUUCCACUUUUGGUUCAGUUGGCUCCCGUCAGCCCGGGAAACCAAACCCCCGUCAGCCCAGGAAACCAAACCCCCACUCCCUUUAAAGAGGCGGCUGAGCGAGCGAAGGCUCUGGUGGAGAAGAUUCUUAGAGACCUCCCCUCUGUCCACGCCUCCACCGUCAACACACCGGGUUUGACCUUUGACCCCUCCAGUCAGACCGCACACCUGCAGAUCAUGGUGAUGUCACUGGGGAUACCUGCCGUACCUGUCCUCAAACCACUGUCCCAACGCUUCACACUGGACAUGUGUUUGAGUCGUAUGUCUGCAGGCGGGCUGUUGUACCAGGGGCUGCUGGGAGUUUUGGCUGACAGAGUGGACGGACUGAUGGACCUGCAGUCAGACCUCAGAGACCUGCUGACACACAUCCACAAGAUGAAGGAGGUCUCUCAGCUCGGUGUGGACUCUCAGGAUCAGGACCAGAGUUUGGAUCUGGCCUCUCGUCUCCAUGGUAACUACGAGGUUCAGGUUGCGGUCCAUGUGACGCUGACGCAGCUUCGAUCCUUCUGUCAUGAUCUGAUCCGCAGCCUGAGAGCCGUCGCCACCUACAGGCUCCAUGCUGUGGGUACGCGCUAAGCCCCGCCCAUCACUGCAUUUGAGGUACCUGCACCGUGUUUGGUGGGCUUGAACAUUGUGCUGCACACGUGGGAACAGGCUGAGGACAGCGCCACCUGGUGUCAAGCACACACACACACCUAUGUAAACAUCAUGGAGUCAUCAGUUCACCACUUCACUGUAUUCAUGUAGAGACACAGCAAUUCAUUUCAUUCUCCACACACACAGUGUCUGUUUGUGAUCCAGGAGAUUUCCCUUAGUGCUCAGAGUGUGGGCGGAUCCUCCAGACUCCGCCCCCUGAGCAGGAAUGUACCACAUGUCUGAACGUGCUGACAGAAAAGAAUGUCCACUGAAUAUCUUUAUUUUAUUUAUUGUUUAUAUUUAAUAUUU